Messenger RNA from Raphanus sativus (radish), 2329 nucleotides. RefSeq names its product oligopeptide transporter 2. The coding region runs from base 67 to 2268 and encodes 733 amino acids. Lineage: Eukaryota; Viridiplantae; Streptophyta; Magnoliopsida; Brassicales; Brassicaceae. The record is from RefSeq and is a predicted model, not a curated record. Gene Ontology annotation, molecular function: oligopeptide transmembrane transporter activity. Gene Ontology annotation, biological process: transmembrane transport. The transcript is spliced from 3 exons.
UAUUCACCGACUCCUUCACCUCUACAUAACCCUAGCUCUGGCCACACACCACACGACACAACAACAAUGGCUGCGCUUGAGUUACACAAGCCCGAUGAGAUCGACGAAGAAGAAGACGAAUCUUCCGUGGAAGAGGUUCGUCUCACUGUUUCCAACGAAGAUGAUCCUUCUCUACCCGUGUGGACGUUUCGCAUGUGGUUUCUUGGGCUUCUCUCUUGCGUCCUCCUCUCGUUUCUCAACACUUUCUUCGGCUACAGGACGCAGCCUCUGAUGAUCACCAUGAUCUCCGUUCAAGUGGUCACGUUGCCUUUAGGGAAGCUCAUGGCUCGGAUCUUGCCUGAGACCAAGUACCGGAUCGGGUCCUGGGAGUUCUCGUUUAACCCGGGUCCGUUUAACGUGAAAGAGCACGUGCUGAUCUCCAUGUUUGCUAAUGCUGGUGCUGGUUUCGGAUCUGGUACAGCUUACGCUGUUGGGAUCGUUGAUAUCAUCAUGGCGUUUUACAAAAGGAAGAUCAGUUUCUUGGCUAGUUGGAUUCUUGUUAUCACCACGCAGAUUCUUGGGUAUGGUUGGGCUGGUAUCAUGAGAAAGCUAGUGGUUGAUCCUGCUCAGAUGUGGUGGCCAACUAGUGUUCUUCAAGUCUCUCUGUUUCGUGCACUUCAUGAGAAGGACAAGGCGAGAAUGUCAAGAGGAAAGUUCUUUGUGAUCGCGUUCGUUUGUAGCUUCGCGUGGUACAUUUUCCCAGCUUACUUGUUCUUGACGUUAUCAUCAAUCUCAUGGGUCUGCUGGGCGUUCCCCAAGUCCAUCACAGCUCAGCAAAUAGGCUCCGGGAUGUCAGGACUUGGAGUUGGUUCUUUCGCGCUUGACUGGUCCGUCAUAGCUUCUUACCUUGGAAGCCCACUCGUGACUCCCUUCUUUGCGAUCGUCAACGUCAUCGUAGGUUACGUCCUGAUCAUGUAUAUGGUGAUACCAAUCUCAUACUGGGGCACGAAUGUGUAUGAAGCGCACAAGUUCCCUAUCUUCUCCUCUGAUCUGUUUGAUUCACAAGGGAAGCUUUAUAACAUCUCCACUAUUGUUAAUGACAAGUUUGAGUUGGAUGAAGUGAUGUAUCAACGAGAAGGAAGGGUUUAUCUCAGUACGUUCUUUGCUAUCACAUAUGGGAUUGGUUUCGCAGCAAUCGUUUCUACACUCACUCAUGUUGCUCUCUUCAAUGGAAAGGGAAUAUGGCAACAAGUGAGAGCUUCAGCCAAGGCUAAAGUGGACAUACACACAAGGUUGAUGAAGAAGUACAAGGACAUACCAAGCUGGUGGUUUUAUAGUAUGCUCUGUGUCUCAAUAGCACUAUCUCUCGUUCUAUGCACUGUCAUGAAAGAUGAGAUUCAAAUGCCAUGGUGGGGACUUCUUCUAGCAUCAUUUAUGGCCUUGAUCUUCACCGUACCAGUCAGCAUCAUCACAGCUACAACUAACCAGACUCCAGGUCUAAACAUAAUCACAGAAUAUCUCAUGGGCGUCUUGUUACCAGGGAGACCAAUAGCUAACGUGGUCUUCAAGACUUACGGUUACAUAAGCAUGUCACAAGCCAUUUCGUUCCUCAACGACUUUAAGCUAGGCCAUUACAUGAAGAUACCGCCGAGAUCGAUGUUCUUGGUCCAGUUCAUAGGAACGAUCAUAGCGGGAACGGUGAAUAUAUCAGUGGCGUGGUACUUGCUUACAUCGGUGGACAACAUCUGCCAGAAAGAGCUGCUCCCACCGAACAGUCCAUGGACGUGUCCGAGCGACAGAGUGUUCUUCGACGCGUCGGUGAUUUGGGGAUUAGUGGGACCGAAGAGGAUCUUCGGUCGGCUAGGGAACUACCCUGCGUUGAACUGGUUCUUCUUAGGUGGACUGAUAGGACCAGUACUGGUGUGGCUUCUCCAAAAAGCGUUUCCGACGAGAACGUGGAUCUCGCAGAUCAAUCUCCCUGUUCUUUUGGGCGCGACGGCUGCGAUGCCGCCAGCGACGAGCGUGAACUUCAACUGCUGGAUCAUAGUUGGUGUCGUGUUCAAUUACUUUGUGUUCAAGAACUACAAGAAGUGGUGGCAGAGGUAUAACUACGUGUUGUCUGCGGCUUUGGAUGCGGGGUUGGCGUUCAUGGGAGUGUUGCUGUACUUUAGUUUGACGAUGAAUGGUAUAUCGAUAGGUCACUGGUGGGGUGCGGAAGGUGAGAACUGUCCUCUCGCUUCUUGUCCUACUGCUCCUGGUGUUCAAGUUGAAGGUUGUCCUGUUUUUUAAAAUGGUUUUUAGAUGAUUUUUUCUUUAAAAGAUAUUUGUUUGAUUUGGAUAUUAGAUUUUU